UGGUAAAGUGGUUUGUGGUGUAUGAAAAGUUGUUCGACGCUUUGAGAAAGUUUUGGGAGACUGAAAACUUCGUCUGGACUUGACGAGAAGAAAUAAUGAUCCUCCGAAGAGACGAGCUUGAAUGAAAUAAUGGUUUCAUACAUUAGUGGUAGAUGGUGGAGAUGGAAGUUCCGCAGUUUUCUCCCAAUUGUCCUGCUUGUGAUGUGCAACGCAAAGACUUCAGUGCUGAGCUGCCAGGUUGAGUGUGAAGAGGUGCUCACAGCCUCUGAGGGGAUCUUUACAUCACCGUGCUACCCCAGUGACUACCCCCCUAGCAAGGUUUGCAAGUGGACGCUGCAGGCUCCGGCCGGCUUUGUCCUGCAGCUUACCUUCCUUGACUUUGAACUAGAGGAAGCUCACGGCUGCAUCUACGAUAGUGUCAGUGUCAACACCGGUGCAAGCAGUGUUAAGUUUUGUGGCCUGACGGCCAAUGGACUGACUCUCAACUCCAGCACCAAUGUCAUGGUGGUAUCCUUUAUUUCUGAUUUUAGUGUCCAGAAGAAAGGCUUCAGUAUCAGUUACAGGCGAGUUGCAGUGGCACUGAGAAACCAAAAGGUCACAUUGCCCCAGAACGCUCUGGAAGUGGUUCGAGUGUCCAGUUCUAAGUCUAUCCCACAGCUAAGUGAGUUCACAGCAUGCUUUGAGAUCUCUAGCACCUCUCAUACAGGCACGGGGACCAUCUUUUUCUACACAACCAAAAACUCCUCCUUGAGCUUUGGCCAUUCCGGAAACUCCAUAGUUCUGAACAUAAACAACAUCAAAUGUCCCAUUGAUGACCUGGUCAUGUUUACUGACUUCACUUCGGAAAUGCAGCCCUUCUGCCUUACUUGGUCCAACACAAAUGGCCAUGUGGCCGUGAACUUUAAAGGAAACUACAAAGAUAAAAUCUGUUCUGCCUCUAUUGGCUCAAGUGUGGAACCUGGAGGUUCCUUCGAGAUGGGUAGUGAAAAAGCAACUGGGAAAAACUUUGAGGGCAUCAUCUACAACUUCCGUUUGUGGAGUUCAGCCAUGACUUCCUCUGCGCUUUCUGCACUUACCUGUGAUGCUGUGGGAAACGUAGUGGACUGGGACAACAGCUUCUGGGAGAUCCCGGUUUCAUAUGCACAAACUGACUCCAGUCUCAGCUGCAUCUGUUACCCACAUUGCUUAAAUCUAACAACAACGAUUUCAUCUAGUGGUACAGUUCUGCCAGCCACUACUUCUCAAACCAUUUGUGCAUCCCAUGGAGUGAGUUGCCCAGCAUCUUUAAUUACUACUGCCUCAUCCCUUGUCACCACUAACACCAUUCCUACUAAUGUAGCAACCAACGGACCAACAGAUACAAAAACCCCUGUUGAGCAAGCCGAGGGCGACUGUGGCAAGGAAAAACUGCCUGAAAAUUCAUCAGAUAUGGUCAAUACUCCAUUUCCUGAACAUUGGAAAACAUCGUUCAUUUCCUUGAUGCUCACUCUGAUGUGGUCAGACAAAAGAGAUGAGUAUGAGGAUGCUGACAGGGCAGUGAAAGCAACAACUACUGCUCAUCCACCUUCUCGACCUCCAGAUGCUCCUGUUGGUCGGAGUUCCAAAACUUCUCUUGGCUUUAUCUCCACUCCUCUCAUUUGGCCUGUAAGAAAGAAACCAGAGACGAUAGUUACUCAGACCCCCAGCCACUCUGCUGUACAUUUGACUAAACCACCUUCCUUGCCUGAGAAAAGCAUGACAACUGCAUCCCCUAUGCCCAAACUUCUUGAAGAACUAUUUUAUGCAAAGACAACAAACUUGACAACAAGGAGGCCAGCUUAUUCCCAGGUGUUGUUAUCACAUAACCGAACAGAGGUGGCAUCACUUAGUAAUCGGAAGAAGAAGCCAUUGACUGCACAGUGGGGUCUCAGUGAAAGCAACAAGAGCAGAUCUGAGACACAUGAUUAUCCGUCUGAUUCUAGCUCAGAAGAAUUAUUUUAUGAUAUUGAUUUAGAUGAGGAUGAUUUCAGACUAUUUAACUUUGAUUCUACAUACUCAUCAGAUGAAGGCCUGGCAACUGAUAUCCCCCUGAACAUGUCCAUGCUAGAAAUAGACAGUGUGCAUACUAACAGCUCCAAUACAACACCCCCCAAUUAUAUGAGCAAACCUGUUACCAGGCAGGAUUAUUCGCACAAAUCAAAUUCUAGUUUGCCAUGGACAGAAGUGGUUCAUAUUGAGACGCAAAGGAGCAGCAUGCUUAUUUCAGAUCUAGACGUAAUAGAUGUGCAAGUGAAACGACCUGGACAAAGCACACUGGGUGAACAAACAACAUACAGUCCAUCCCCUUCAGUACCAUUGCCAUCCUCUACCUACAAAACGGUGACUUCUCAUCUACUAAAACCCACAGAGGUUACACAAGGACAGACUGUUACUUCGGCAGAAGCUUAUGGCAGAAAUGUGAUGUUACAAACCACUCAUGACUCCAGCAUCGCCGUCUCCGAUCAAUAUCUCUCUUAUCAAACAGCUUUAUUUACAAAAUGGCCUACAGUAGGUAGCUUUUUUUUGAUAACAGAAAAUCCUACCCCUGCUCUCCCUUACUUUUCAACCACUAAAUCAAGGCUGUUUGAUGAUUCACCUCGCAGUACCCCGACUGUUUUGGAGGAGCAUAGUUACUACACCAGCUUGAUGUCUGCUACAGAAGUGCAAAAAGGUUAUUUAAUGAAGAUCAUCAGGCCCACUCCAUUAUCCCACUCACUGGUUGCUGAUGUUUUCUUGACUUUUACCUCUAAAUCUGCUGAAAGUCUAUUUGCAUACAAUUCAAAAGACAACAGUGACCUGGCUUUACCUUUAACAAAGAAUCCAUUUAUCCCAAUUAAAGAUUUAACUAAUAACAACUUAAACUAUUUAAAUACUACAGGACUUGCUGCUUCAUAUUUGGACAAUGGAUGUACAUAUAUUGCAUCAUCUGUGGUCAGUCAGACUCAAUUAGAUUCACCUCAUGGAAUAGAGCCAUCAAUUGUAGACAGAAUGCUGGAGACUCUAUCCAUAGGCUUAAACAGACGAAAGGACAGCAGUCCUUCUGAGGCAGAUUACUGGGCCACAUCACAUAUAUUUGAUACUUCUAUUCAUUCAAGUUUUCAAAUGAGAACUGAGAGGUUACAUAAACUGACCAUGUUUAGUUCACCCUCUCACAACAUUUAUGACCCCAGUUUAUUGUUGUCUCAGGCAGCAUGGCAGGACAUCUCAACAGCCACACAUAGGAAAACAAACUCUGAGCAAGAGAGCUUUACAGAAGACAAGGAUACAUUUUCUUUUCCUAGUUCAUCAACUCAAUUUUUAAGCACAAUUCAAAAUGAAUCCAUAUUUGUCACCAAGUCUCAGGAUUUUAAUGGAUUCAUUACUCCUACAAGAACACACACUUUACAUAGCAAACCAACCAGCUUAUACAUUCAGGCAAAGGAUGAUGCCAGCAAUUACAUUAACAAUAUCACAGCACACAUUCAAGUUCAUAAUGUCCCAGACACACCCACCAGCAUAGGCACUAAUUACCACCCAAUUAAUCCAAAUAGUACAUACUUUCAUAAUAGAACGGAUGUCUCAAUAAAGUAUGGCAUGAUCAGCUUAUUCACAACCACUGUAGAACAUCCACUCACUAUAUUUCAGUCUAAGUUUCCAAGCAAAGAAAGCUCACCGAUCUCCAGCUCCAUUGCUCUGCUUUCACCAGUCCCAACUCUAGGUGAACAUGAGACUAUAGAUGAAGCAAUGUCAGUUCUCUCUAAACCAGCAGGUGGAUUCAAUUAUGACACCAUCUUUCCCAGCAAACAGUCAAGUCCUUUAGGGUUAGAAGCAAGUGCGCAUACCCCUAUUUUACCCAGUUACCCAGUGGAUACCAGCAUUUCAAGAAACCACAGUGAGCACCUUCAGGAUACUAAAUAUGCCCAGUUCUCAACAACAGAGCAGCCAUUUUUGGUCAAGAAUGAAUCAGCAAAGCCCCCAGGCAAUAUCAACAAUAUGCUUUUUGUCCGGCCUGCCGACAGUGACAGAGAAACGCAUCCAUCUCACCCGGCCACUGACGACCAGUCCUUUGUCCCAGUAAAUGGCACGCUUCCUCCAACAAUUCCUUCUAGGGAAGCCAUUGCAAACUUGCAGUCUUUGCCCACUGGCACCACCUAUGGGACUACUACAGACCCAGCUGAAUUUGCUUCAUGUCCAUGUAAAGCUCACUUUCAUAAUUCAUGUCUGUGUGGAUUUUCAGCCGGGAACAAGAAAGUAUUCUACAGGAUCUCUCUAACUGUAACAGAUGAUCAAGACAUUACAGAUGAAGCCAUGGCACGUUGGUUUAACCAAACAUUUCAGGACUGGAACUACACUGUUUACCUAUUAAAUGUCAGUGUUCAACCUAACACAGACUUAUCCAGUACCCCAAAUACAAGACACAGUUUUAAAGCCCUGCUAAUGUAUAAACACACUGGAGGGAAGUUUUUGACAGACACUGACAUUGAGAACUGGCUGAGGAGCAUUUCUGCAACUGGUCUGGUGCUAAACAAUGUUGCAGUAGAAGUCAUUGAAAACUGCCAGGCAGAGGAGAAUCCACUUCAUUAUAAAUGGCCUGAGAGCAGACCAUCAGUCAAUAAUUUACCAUCUUCAGUCAUCCUUCCCUGCUUCCCUUACAAAGAACAGAAUGCAUCCAGGACAUGCAUGAUCAGCACAGAAAAUUAUACUUCAUUUUGGGGACGACCAAACCUUGAAAACUGCACAGAUAUAGAAGACAUUGACAUUUCACAAGAAAAUGCUGCAGAGGUGGCCGUUCAGCUUGCAGACAUCACAAACAACGAGCUCUCCCAUGUUGAGAUAUCCAAGGUGGUUCAUAUGGUGCAGAAAUUGGUAAACGUGGUCCGGAUCAAUGCCACCUUGGCCUCUACUGUGGUAACAAUAAUCUCCAAUGUGAUGAUUAGCCCUGAUUCUGCUCAGCUGGCUGCCUCGGAAAGAACUCUGAAAACUGUGGAUGAACUGGUGCAGAAGAUUGAGUUUGAUGGCCCUUCUCUGGCCAUCACCUCUAAGCACUUGGCAGUGGGAAUUUCUGCCAUUAACAUUAGCAAUUUCAGCGGGGCCAAUUUCAGUGCUUUUACAGCUCUAAAUUCUUCUGACCCUCAGAUUGAUUUUGAAUCAGAUAUCCAGAAUCCCCUAGCUGUUAUUUCUCUGCCUGCCACGUUGCUUCAUAAUGUGAGCAGAGCUGAGAUUGAGACCAUUUCCAGAAUUCACUUCAUGUUCUUCAGCAAGACAGGACUUUUUCAGGAUGAGCCGAGCAACGGGCUGACCUUAAACAGUUAUGUGGUGGCCAGCAGUGUUGGCAACUUGACCAUUAGUAAUCUGAGAGACCCUGUCCAAAUAGAAAUUUCCCAUCUGCAGUACCAGAGGAAUUCAAAUCGACUAUGUGUGUUUUGGGAUUUUGGCCUGAAAAAUGGUAAUGGAGGAUGGAAUAGUGAGGGUUGUCGUCUCGGUCCAGAAUCAAGUGAAAACAGAACAGUGUGUCUGUGUAACCAUUUAACACACUUUGGUGUUCUGAUGGACAUAUCUGGGGCUGCAGCACAAAUUAAUGAAAGGAACACCAGGAUUCUCACCUUUAUCACGUACAUUGGAUGUGGCCUUUCAGCCAUCUUCUCAGCUGUGACAUUACUAACUUACAUUGCAUUUGAGAAACUGCGAAGAGAUUAUCCAUCAAAGAUCCUGAUGAAUCUGUGCACCUCGCUACUCUUCCUCAACAUGGUGUUUCUGCUGGAUGGCUGGUUGGCGUCCUAUGAAAUGCAGGGUUUGUGUAUAGCUGUGGCUGCAUUGCUGCACUUCUUCUUGCUCACCUCAUUCACUUGGAUGGGCCUUGAGUCUAUUCACAUGUAUAUUGCCUUAGUCAAGGUAUUCAACACCUACAUCCGAAGGUACAUCCUCAAGUUCUGCAUUGUUGGAUGGGGUCUUCCAGCUGUGAUCGUAGCCAUUGUGGUUGCAGUGGACAAAAAUUCUUAUGGCAAGGAGUAUUACGGGAGAGAAGAAAAUAGCCAUGGGUUAUCGGAAUUCUGCUGGAUACAAAAAAGGGUGGUCUUCUACGUGACAUGCGUGGCGUAUUUCUCCAUUGUCUUCCUUAUGAAUGUGGCAAUGUUCAUUGUCGUGAUGAUGCAGAUCUGUGGCAGAAAUGGCAAGCGCAGCAACCGCACUUUUCAGGAGGAGGUGCUACGUAACCUACGUAGUGUGAUCAGCCUCACCUUCCUACUUGGCAUGACCUGGGGCUUUGCUUUUUUCGCAUGGGGCCCUGUCAGCUUGGUGUUCAUGUACCUCUUCUCCAUUUUUAACUCCCUGCAAGGGCUAUUCAUAUUCAUAUUCCAUUGUGCUCUGAAAGAAAAUGUUCAGAAGCAGUGGAGAAGAUACUUGUGCUGUGGAAAGCUACGUUUGUCAGAUAAUUCAGACUGGAGCAAGACUCCUACAAACAACACCAAAAAGGUGAGCUCAGACAAUCUUGGAAAAUCACUGUCCUCAAGUUCCUUUGGCUCCACCACUGCCCACUGGACAUCCAAGGCAAAAGCCACAUUGAAUCCCUUUGCAAAGCAUCACAGAAGUUCAGGUAAAGGUUGCUCCAACCAAAGUGGCCAAAAGUGCAGCGCUUCUGAUGCCGACGCAUCCAACUCCUCCAUUUUACCUGUUCACCAGGUUCUGGACAAGGUGAAAGGCUACUGUUCUGUACGCUCAGAUAACUUCUACAAAAACAUCAUUUUGUCAGACAGCUUUGGUAACACCACCAAGUUUUAAAUAGAAAGUACACUGGGCAUCAACCUGUGAUGGACAGACAUUUUUUAUUAAGAUCAGCAAAUUCCUAGCCAUGUGUAUACUGUAUCAUAUUUAACUAAUCAAUCAGAGUGACAGAAAAAAAGUUUAACCCCAUGAGAAAUUUUUUUUAAAAAGUGGGUUUUGCAAACUGUGAUGUUAAGUUCUGGAAAUAUUCAUUGUAUAUUUUACUGUAUUGUCUUUUUUUGGGGAUGGGGGAGGGGGUGGUUGAUGCAAUGCCUUUGUUUUUGGAUUUAAAUCAGCUUUUUUGUAUAGACAUAGUCAUUGUACAUUUGUUUAUACUUUUCUCUUGUGUAUACUUUUGUUUUCUAAGUAACAAACAUGUGCAGGACCAUUGUUCCCAAGAAUUUAGAACAUUAGUUAAACAUAGAUAUAGAUUAGAAAAUCAACAUUACGCCAUUACAGUCCAUACUCUGUCAUUCUACUAUAUUUAUUGGUAACCUUUUUAUCCUUAAAUUAGACCAGGUAAGCAUUUCCACUGUAUAGUUGUUUUAUACUAUUUAUGACUGAAGCCCAUACCUGCUUUACUACUGAUAAACAAUAGAAGAGUUGUUUUAACUACAUGCACAUUGCUCAUUGCUCUACCAAAGAGCUGCUCUGUCUACAAACAGUUAGGUUUAACAUCAAGGUCUGUCAAAAUAAAAACUUAAAAAUUUA
Molecule: messenger RNA, 7467 nt
Organism: Trichomycterus rosablanca
Lineage: Eukaryota; Metazoa; Chordata; Actinopteri; Siluriformes; Trichomycteridae
Gene: adgrg6
Product: adhesion G protein-coupled receptor G6
Exons: 29
Coding region: 130-6774 (2214 amino acids)
Biological process (GO): cell surface receptor signaling pathway; heart trabecula formation; myelination in peripheral nervous system
Cellular component (GO): plasma membrane
Molecular function (GO): G protein-coupled receptor activity; laminin binding
Source: RefSeq, a predicted model, not a curated record